Molecule: messenger RNA, 1671 nt
Organism: Xiphophorus couchianus (Monterrey platyfish)
Lineage: Eukaryota; Metazoa; Chordata; Actinopteri; Cyprinodontiformes; Poeciliidae
Gene: wdr25
Product: WD repeat domain 25
Exons: 7
Coding region: 111-1526 (471 amino acids)
Molecular function (GO): protein binding
Source: RefSeq, a predicted model, not a curated record
UCUGAAAUUCUCUCGCUGACAUUAUUUUGCGGGAUGUUGAACAAAACAAUCUAACGUGAACACUACGGAGAGAAAUCAAGGACUUCUCCAAAGUUCAGUGUCAGGUGAAGAUGUCUUCAUUGGUGACCUAUGAUGAUUCAGAGGAUGAGGAUGAGUCCUGCGAUCAGAAGGAGGAAGAACAAUCAGACCCGUCUGGAUUUAAUAGUGUUAAUGUAAAGCCCAGACCUGCAGGUUCAGAAACAGUUUUAGGACAAAGUAGCUCUUCUUUGUUGUAUGUUUACCCAAAGAUACAACACCAGGAUUGGGAAAACCGUAGUGGAAACGAAGGAAAACAUUUUAAAAACAGAUCUGCUUGUCUCACUUUCUCAAAAAGUAUCGUUGAUGGUUCAAAUCCUGCUAAAAGGCGGCCAUCUUCCCUCCCUGGUGUCAGACCAUACAUCCCAAAGAGACAGAGACAAUCAGAGGAAACAAAAUGCCCUGAGAAUCAGCCAGAACAAAGUUUGGAGAAUCCAACCAGGAAAGGUCCAGUUCUCUCUGAUGUUUCACCAAAAGUGAAGCCUUACCUUGGUGAAAAACCCAAAUCAUCCGGGACGCCCAGGAAGCUUUUAAUGAGCCUGGAAGGCCACCAGGGGGCAGUCAUCACGGCGCAGUGGUGCCCCGUGCCUCACGUUAGCCACCUGCUGCUGUCCGCCUCCAUGGACAAGACCUUUAAGGUGUGGGAUGGAGCAGAAAGUGGACGAUGCCUCAGGCUUUACACCUGCCACUCGGGGGCCGUGCGUGACGCCUGCUGGACCCCCUGUGGGCGACAGCUCCUCACCGGCUCAUUUGACAACACGGCUGCGAUCACUGAUGUGGAGACAGGGCAGCUGACCGUGAAGGUGGAUAACCAGUUUAAGGUGAUGUGCGUGGUUCUUCACCCCGGCAGCCCAGACGUUUUCCUGUGUGGAGGUCACAGCUCGGUGGUGAAAGCCUGGGACUCCCGCUGCUGCAAGGUGGUAAAAACCUACAAAGCGGCCGUCCAGCAGACCCUGGACAUCCUGUUUCUUCGCGGUGGGACGGAUUUCAUAACGAGCUCUGACUGCGUCAGCCGGGACUCCGCCGACCGGACGCUGAUCGCCUGGGAUUACGGCAGCACAGCCAAGAUCUCUAACCAGAUCUACCACGAGCGAUACACGUGUCCAAGCUUGGCUCUCCACCCUGUGGAGGAGUCGUUUGUGGCCCAAACCAACGGGAACUACGUGGCGCUGUUCUCCUCACAGACGCCCUUCAAAAUGAACAAGAGGCGACGAUUCGAUGGACAUAAGGUGGAGGGUUAUGCUGUCCGCUGUGGCUUUUCCCUGGAUGGAGCCAUCUUGGCCUCGGGGAGCUCCACCGGUUCGGCCCACUUCUACGACUAUCAAAGCACUCGCGCUUUGCACGCCAUCCAGGCGCACAGCCAGCCAUGCUUGUGCGUUUCGCCGCAUCCUGUGCUUCCUGCGACGGCGGCCACUUGUGACUGGGCAGGUGAAAUCAAGAUCUGGCACUGAACUUGGAAAAGAUGCACAGAUUCUCUCUAAAAUGUGUGCAAAGACAAAAAUAUGACGGCGUAUUUGGGCUGAUAGAAGGAGAAGUAAAUUUAUUUUAAAAAGCUAAGAAAUUGUAAGAUUAAUCUAAGACAUUUUUUGGAAAAAA